Molecule: messenger RNA, 4399 nt
Organism: Condylura cristata (star-nosed mole)
Lineage: Eukaryota; Metazoa; Chordata; Mammalia; Eulipotyphla; Talpidae
Gene: PIK3AP1
Product: phosphoinositide-3-kinase adaptor protein 1
Exons: 17
Coding region: 10-2421 (803 amino acids)
Biological process (GO): signal transduction
Cellular component (GO): cytosol
Molecular function (GO): signaling receptor binding; phosphatidylinositol 3-kinase regulatory subunit binding
Source: RefSeq, a predicted model, not a curated record
CGCCCCGGCAUGGCAGCCUCAGAGGUGCUCAGAGGAUGUGACAUCCUCAUCGUCUACAGCCCGGAUGCCAAGGAAUGGUGCCAGUACCUGCAGAAACUUUUCCUGUCCAGUCGGCAGGUCCACAGCCAGAAGACUCUGACUUACAGGCUGGGCCCCGAGGUCUCCUUCUCGGCCGUGGACCUGAACUUCUUCCUCAGUGCUCGAUGCAUCGUGGUGCUGCUGUCUGCGGACAUGGUGCAGCAGUUCUGCCAGCCGAAGCUGCUGCCCCUGCUGCAGCGUGCCUUCCACCCUCCCCACCGCGUGGUGCGGCUGCUCUGUGGCGUCCAGGACAGCGAGGAGUUCCUGGAUUUCUUCCCAGACUGGGCCCACUGGCAGGAGCUCACCUGUGACGACGAGCCUGAGACUUACGUGACUGCUGUGAAGAAGGCCAUUUCAGAAGAUUCUGGCUGUGACUCAGUCACUGACACUGAGACUGAGGACGAGAAGGUCCUUCCCUACUCCAAGCAGCAGAGACUGUCACCAGAGCCUUCACCUGGGAACCUGAUGGUGGUGCAGCCAGACCGCAUCCGCUGUGGGGCAGAAACCACUGUCUACGUCAUAGUGCGAUGUCAGCUGGACGAGAGGGUGACGACGGAAGCAGAAUUUUCUCCCGAGGAUUCUCCCUCAGUAAGAGUGGAAGCCAAGUUGGAGAAUGAGUACACAGUUUCUGUGAAGGCUCCCAACCUUUCAUCUGGAACUGUUUCUCUGAGGAUAUAUUCCGGGGACUUGGUGGUAUGCGAAACUGUUAUAAGCUAUUAUACUGACAUGGAAGAGAUUGAGAAUUUGUUGUCCAAUGCUGCGAAUCCUGUGGAGUUCAUGUGUCAGGCCUUUAAAAUUGUGCCUUACAACACAGAAGCUCUUGAUAAACUACUAACUGAAUCUCUGAAGAACAACAUUCCUGCAAGUGGGCUGCACCUCUUCGGAAUCAACCAGCUAGAAGAAGAAGAUAUGAUGACAAAUCAGAGAGAUGAAGAACUGCCUACCUUGUUGCAUUUUGCUGCAAAGUAUGGACUGAAGAACCUCACUGCCUUGUUACUCACCUGCCCUGGAGCCCUGCAGGCAUAUAGUGUGGCCAACAAGCAUGGCCACUACCCCAACAACAUCGCCGAGAAGCACGGCUUCAGGGACCUGCGGCAGUUCAUCGACGAGUAUGUGGAAACUGUGGACAUGUUGAAGAGUCACAUUAAAGAGGAACUGAUGCAAGGGGAGGAGACGGACGCGGUGUAUGAGUCCAUGGCCCACCUUUCCACAGACCUGCUCAUGAAAUGUUCCCUCAACCCCGGCUGUGACGAGGAGCUGUAUGAGUCCAUGGCUGCCUUUGCCCCCGCUGCCACAGAAGACCUCUAUGUUGAAAUGCUUCAGACAUCUAACCCAAGCCCUAGAGACAGUAUCUCCCGGACUACAAAGGACUCUAUGAUCCGCAAGUUUCUAGAAGGUAACAGCAUGGAAAUGGCCAGUUUGGAGAGAGAACCACCCCAUGUUAGGCAAGAAAAGGACUCUUACCAUACAGUGGAUGAGGCUGAGGCCUUUCCUGUGGACCUGGCCACCAGGCCUCCUGUCCCAGUGCCCAGGCCAGAGACCAGUCCUCCUGGGGCUCUCCAGCUACCUGAUAAUGAACCAUAUAUUUCUAAAGUUUUUGCAGAAAAAAGUCAAGAACGACCUGGGAAUAUCUAUGUUUCCUCAGAGAGCUUCAAGAAAGAGCCUCCUGUCAGACCGUGGAGGGAUCGGCCCCAGUCGAGCAUCUAUGACCCUUUUGCGGGGAUGAAAACACCAGGUCAGCGGCAGCUCAUUACCCUCCAGGAGCAAGUGAAACUGGGCAUCGUCAACGUGGAUGAGGCCGUGCUCCACUUCAAAGAGUGGCAGCUCAACCAGAAGAAGCGGUCUGAGUCUUUUCGCUUCCAGCAGGAAAAUCUUAAACGGCUAAGAGAUAGCAUCACCCGAAGACAGAAAGAGAAGCAAAAGUCGGGAAAGCAGGCAGACCUGGAGAUCACAGUCCCGAUUCGGCACUCACAGCUCCUGCCUGGGAAAGUGGAGUUUGGAGUCUAUGAGAGUGGCCCCAGGAAAAGCGUCUUCCCCCCAAGGACAGAGCUGAGACGGGGAGACUGGAAAACAGACAGCACCUCCAGCACCGCAAGCAGCGCAAGCAACCGAUCCAGCACCCGGAGCCUCCUCAGCGUGAGCAGUGGGAUGGAGGGGGACAACGAGGACAAUGAAGUUCCCGAGGUCACCAGAAGUCGGAGUCCAGGCCCUCUGCAGGUGGACGGAUCGCCAGCCUUGCCCCUGGAGAGGCCCCCCAGGGUGCCCCCCAGAGCCGCCUCCCAGAGGCCACUGACCAGAGAAACCUUCCAUCCCCCUCCACCUGUCCCACCCAGAGGUCGCUGAUUCCAUCUCCUACCUGCCUACUUUAGGACUUUGAGACUUGAUUUUCAGCCUGUUAAUGAUGUCCUCGGUUUGAGUUUCAUGCAUGACUGCUGACCUGAAGACCUACUCUCCAGUUGAUUUUGUUUUGGCCCUGCUGGUUUGGGCUUUCCUUGAAGAAGAUACUAUUAAGACAUAAAGAAGUGGAAAAACUAAGGACUUUAUUCACCAGUGCCAAACACAUUGAUCUAUCUCUUCUUGUUUGCCAAACAGGCCAAGAUUAAUUGGGUUACUUACCUCUACUUUGGCAUGUCAGAGCCUGAAAAGAUUGAUCAAAAAAUGUACUCUUGCCAGUAAUUAUACUGAAAUGCACUCAUAUUUGGAACUUACGUCUUUGCUAGUCUAGUCUAACUUCUAGGGGUGGCUAUAAGUUAAGGCUUAAAGUCUUCAAGUAAGAAGAUAUGUCUUAAAUUUUAAAUGACACUUCAACGUUUUUGUAGACUCAGAAGGCUGUUUAAUUGCCAGGGCUCACCACAUAUAACAAAUUGAAAAAGACUUUAGUAUUAGUCCUAACUCCUCUUAUACAAAAGGCAAAGUGGAGUUUCCACAGAAAUAUGGAACCUAGACUACUCAUUUGGUGAGAGGAAAAGGUGCACCUGGAAAUAGUUCUGCUUUCCAGCUCCAAAUAGCCAAACCCAUCCCUUGAGAUAUGUCCAGAUGUAGAAAUAUGUUUAUUGACUAUUGGCCUUCUAAAAUCUUCCUUCUUCCAUUAUCUUCCAGGCAUGGGACCAUCAAGUUUUUCUUUCCCUUAGUUUGGGCAUUUAUACUUCAUCAUGCAUUUAAAAUAAUGAUGUUUCCAAGGAACACAUGAAAAAGGUGGAAAACAGAAGUUUGGGGUGCAAGGGACUCUGUUUAUUGCUCUGCAGCCUUAAAGGUCUUAGUUCUGGCCAUAAGGAGAGGGAAGGAGCCUUGAUUUUUUUUUCUGCUGAGUCAUCAGAAGAGGAAGGAAGAACUUCAACUAGAAAAAUAAAAUCUUUAUGAUUAAAGAUUUUUCCCCCCUCAUCCUUCAGAACAGUUAACAGGGACUCUUGCUGAAGUUAAUCGCUUCUGGGACCCUGGGUGUUGGUUAUUGGUGUUUUUUUUUUUCCUGACAUAAAAUACACUUUUGGCCAUCAAGAGUAUUUGUGCGAAUUACCGCAAUGCGUGCUAGAUGCAGUUGUCCCUUGUCUCUUUUCUGGGAAAAAUUUGGUAAUGUGAGAUAAAAUGACAAGAAGUUAUCUUGGAUAGCAGUCUUUCCUGUUUCUUAUAUAUAGUUUCCAUGUUAAAGACAUUUGAUAGCAAUACAACUACACUUUUUUUAAAAAAAAAUAUAUUCAAUACCUCAAAACCCCUUUUGGGUGUCAAAUUUAUCUUUUACAUUCUCUGAUUAACAAGCAUUUAGAUGAAUAACAUGGCAAGACCUACUAGCAGGCUUUGGUGUCAACACCUUUCAUGUGCACGUUACUGUUUACAAUAUUGGGAUAGUUUAUCCUAAAGUGAAUAUAAUAGAAAAUAUAACAUUGACAGUGUGGAUGAGAAGUAUGGGUCUCAUAAAUGUGACACACUUGAGACAUGGAUGGAAAGAUCAGAAAGACCAAGUUAAAAGUGGCAAAUCAUCAGCUCUCCAUGGCUGUUCACCAACUUGUAAGAUGAUUGGUUGUGUGUAAAAAUAAAAGAAAAAAAAAUAAAAAGAAAUCGGAUAAAACAUUGGAAGCAUGCUAUUAAGGACAGUCUCUAAUAAUGAGGUGAAAUUUUACAUUUUCUAGAAACAAACCACCCAUUAUAACAUUUACUCAAGCUUCAUACACUCAGUUUUUGUAUACAUUUUUUUUGGGGAUACAUAAUAACAAAGCCAUGCAUUUCAAUACAAGGAGGAUCAGAAACUAAAUCAUAAUUGGUCUUCAUAGAGACUAUUAAAGCUUUUUCUAUAUGAUAAUGUGGAACACAGCUCUGUAGUCACUAC